AUGCCAAAUUCCGUGAAGGAUCAUCAUAAUUAUAAUUAUAAUUAUAAUGAUAAUGAUGAUGAUGACAAUGACAACGAUGAUGAUUAUGACAAUAAUAAUGAUAACGAUGAUAAUGAUAAUGAUGAUGAUAAUGAUAAGGAUCAUAAUAGUUAUAAUGAUAAUGAUGAUGACGACAAUGACAGUGAUGAUGAUUAUGAUAAUAAUAAUGAUAAUGAUCAUAAUAGUUACGAUGAUAAUGAUGAUGAUGAUAAUGAGAAUGAUGACAAUGAUGAUAAUUAUGAUAAUAAUAAUAACAAUGAUAAUGAUGACAAUGAUGACAAUAAUAAUAACAAUGAUAAUGAUGAUGAUAAUGAUGAUGACAACAAUGGUAAUGUGGUGACGAUGACAAGAAUCAUAAUAGUUAUGGUGAUAAUGACAAUAAUGAUGAUUAUGAUAUUAAUAAUGACGAUGAACGUUUUGGCAAGCGCUUAA
Molecule: messenger RNA, 471 nt
Organism: Bactrocera latifrons
Lineage: Eukaryota; Metazoa; Arthropoda; Insecta; Diptera; Tephritidae
Product: glycosyltransferase-like protein gnt13
Exons: 3
Coding region: 1-471 (156 amino acids)
Source: RefSeq, a predicted model, not a curated record